AUGUUUCCUUACCGUCUCAUCUUUGGCAAGGCGUGCCAUUUGCCACUAGAAUUGGAACACAAAGCGUUUUGGGCAACAAGAAAGCUCAACAUGGAUCUACAAGCUUCCGGGAAAGCAAGGUUGCUGCAGUUAGAUGAGUUGGAAGAGAUGCGGAUGUUUUCGUAUGAGAACGUAAAGUUGUACAAAGAGAAGACUAAAAGAUGGCAUGACAUGAGGAUAAAACCAAGAGUAUUUGAGCUAGGACAACAGGUGCUGUUAUAUAAUUCGAGGCUGAAAUUAUUCCCAGGCAAACUCAAAUCCAGAUGGUCGGGACCAUUCACAGUUGCUACUGUUUUUCCACAUGGAGCUAUGAAAUUACAAGAGGAGAAAUCAGGGAGGAAGUUCUUGGUAAACGGACAGCGAAUCAAGCCUUAUUGGGGAGGACCUAUGGAACGUUCCAAGACCUCUAUCACAUUGAGUGAUAACUGA
This is a messenger RNA of Morus notabilis, 468 nucleotides long. RefSeq lists its product as uncharacterized. Lineage: Eukaryota; Viridiplantae; Streptophyta; Magnoliopsida; Rosales; Moraceae. The record is from RefSeq and is a predicted model, not a curated record. Bases 1 to 468 code for a protein of 155 amino acids. The transcript has a single exon.